GGACGCGGGGAUUUGGGGCCGGACUUGUACUUGUUUAGAUAGAGACGUCUGACAUUCUGAGGACCCUGUGCCUCACACGAAUAAACGUUUGAAGGCUGGUCUCACCCGGAAGGGGCGUUCUUUAUCUGAGCGCCCCGGGUUUGUAAAUGGGGAAACCGAGACGCGGAGACGCGAGAGAACCCAGCCUGCGACCAUGCCCGCGGGCAUGCCCUGGUCCACCUACCUGAAAAUGUUCGCUGCCAGCCUCCUGAGCGUGUGCGCGGGGGCCGAAGUGGUGCACAGAUACUACCGGCCCGACCUGACAAUACCUGAAAUUCCACCAAAACUUGGAGAACUCAGAACGGAGCUUUUGGGACUAAAAGAGAGACAGCGCGAACCUCAAAUUCCUCAGCAGUAGAAACCUCAAAAUACAACUAUACUAAGAAUUCUGUUAAUAAUAUUGUAAAUUCUAAAUAUGUAUUUUUGUUUAACUUAUUGAAAGUCCCACUACUUGUCCUUAAGCACCUAACACAAUGUUAACUGCAGGAUGAGGUGCUCAGUAGAUAUAAUGGAUCAAUGAGAUUUAAUUAGUUGGCUAAUAUUUCUUGAAAAUUGCCAGAGUUUAUUUCACCAGCUUCCUGAAUGUGGCUUGAAAGGUAGUCUUGACUAUUAUGUGAGAUGGAAUAUUACAAGGUCUUGUGCCAUUACAAUUCCAGUUUAUUUCUCUGAGUAAGCUUUGACUAUAAUGGUGAAUGGAAAUUAUAAAUUAACCAUAAUAAAAAUGACAUUGACAAUGAAAAAAAAAAAAAAAAAGAUAC
Choloepus didactylus (southern two-toed sloth) is the source of this 797-nucleotide messenger RNA. Its product is annotated as protein BRAWNIN-like. Gene Ontology annotation, cellular component: mitochondrion. The coding region runs from base 194 to 397 and encodes 67 amino acids. Gene Ontology annotation, biological process: mitochondrial respiratory chain complex III assembly. The record is from RefSeq and is a predicted model, not a curated record. The transcript is spliced from 2 exons. NCBI's taxonomy places the organism in Eukaryota, Metazoa, Chordata, Mammalia, Pilosa, Megalonychidae.